AUGGUAGUGUCGCUCGCGGUGCUCAGCGAUGCGCUGCGCGCGCCUCUCAUCGCUGGCAACUGGAAGUGCAACCCGGCCUCCGUGGACGACGCCGUGGCGCUGGCGACGGCCCUGCACGCGGCGGCGCCCGAGCGCGAGGUCGUCGUCUUCCCGCCGUCGCCCUACCUGGAGCCCGUCGCGCACGCCGCGCAAGGCGCCGUGGCGCUCGGCGCGCAGGACGCGUGCGAGCUCUCGGACGCGGGCGCCUUCACGGGCGCGACGUCGUUCCCCAUGCUCGAGAGCCUCGGCGGCGUCACGUACGUGCUCGCGGGCCACAGCGAGCGCCGGUCGCUCUUCGGCGACGACGACGCCGCCGUCAAGGACAAGGUGCGCAAGACGCUCGACGCGGGCUUCGCGCCCAUGGUCUGCAUCGGCGAGACGCGCGAGGAGUACGAGCUCGGCAUCACCGACGACGUCUGCGCCGUGCAACUGUGCAAGGCGCUCACGGGCGUCACCGCCGCGGAGCUCGAGCGCGUCGUCGUCGCCUACGAGCCCGUCUGGGCCAUCGGCACGGGGCUGACGUGCCCGCCCAAGGUCGCGCAAAAAGUCCACGAGCGCAUCCGCGGCCGCCUCGCGACGAUGUACUCGCGGGAAGCCGCCGACGGCUGCCGCGUGUUGUACGGGGGCUCGGUGACGCCCGCGACCAUCGACGCGCUCAUGGCCAUGGCCGACGUCGACGGCGCUUUGGUGGGCGGCGCGUCGCUCGACGCGGCCGCGUUCGCGAAGAUCGCCGGCUUCACGGAGCGCACGGGCUGGUGGCGCACGAAGCGCCUCCUCAAGAAGCUCCGCCGCUAG
Aureococcus anophagefferens is the source of this 834-nucleotide messenger RNA. RefSeq lists its product as hypothetical. NCBI's taxonomy places the organism in Eukaryota, Pelagophyceae, Pelagomonadales, Pelagomonadaceae. The record is from RefSeq and is a predicted model, not a curated record. The coding region runs from base 1 to 834 and encodes 277 amino acids. The transcript has a single exon. Gene Ontology annotation, molecular function: triose-phosphate isomerase activity. Gene Ontology annotation, biological process: glyceraldehyde-3-phosphate biosynthetic process; glycolytic process; glycerol catabolic process. Gene Ontology annotation, cellular component: cytosol.